Messenger RNA from Ramularia collo-cygni, 1437 nucleotides. RefSeq names its product related to monoamine oxidase. NCBI's taxonomy places the organism in Eukaryota, Fungi, Ascomycota, Dothideomycetes, Mycosphaerellales, Mycosphaerellaceae. Gene Ontology annotation, molecular function: oxidoreductase activity. The coding region runs from base 1 to 1437 and encodes 478 amino acids. The transcript has a single exon. The record is from RefSeq and is a predicted model, not a curated record.
AUGAAGACGAUCGCUUUCUCUCUUCUGCUCACCUUACUCGUCACAACAGCUUCCAGUCAUGACGACGCACUUGUCGACGUUGCCAUAGUUGGUGCUGGUCUCUCAGGUCUUGCCGCUGCUAAAGCCCUGCAAGACGCAGGAAAGACGUUCACUAUACUCGAAGCCCGAGAGCGUGUCGGCGGAAGAGUUCAGAACCAGGACUUAAGUAAUGGUGGAGUAACGGAGCUCGGUGCAGCGUUUGUGGGUCCAACGCAGGAUUACGUUCUCGAUUUAGCAGCUUCUCUCGGCCUGAAGGUUUUCUCAGAGUACAACGAGGGCAACAAUGUCGCCUUCCUGGACCAACAGAACCUGACAUACUCCACCGAGUCUCCCGUGCCCCCGAUCGAUGAUGUCUCGAUUCAGCAGCUGCUCUCAGCAAUCACAUUCAUCGACACCGCAGCCUCCGCCAUCGAUGUCAAUCAUCCGUGGUCCCACCCCAACGCUUCGGCAUGGGACUCUAUAAAUUUUGCAACCUGGAUGGAGCAGCAAAAUUUGACCACUACUCUCUGCGCACUCUUCGACAUUUCCAUCCCGGCCAUCUUCUCUCUCGAAUCUACAGAGUUAUCCCUCUUCUACGCUCUCUCCUACGUCGCGGCUGCUGGCAACGCAACCCUGCCCGGCUCGUUCCUCCGUCUGAUCAGCGUCGCCGGCGGCGCACAAGAAUCUCGCAUCGUUGGAGGAACAGGCCUUCUCGCAACCGGGCUCGCCGACCAAAUUGGCCACGACAAGAUCCAGCUCAACUCUCCCGUCCGAUCCAUCAUUCAACAUCCCUCAGGCAUCUACUCGGUCUGCGGGACAGGCUCCACCGUGAAUGCGAAACAAGUCAUCAUCGCCAUGUCCCCACCGCUAGCUUCCCGCAUCUUCUAUGAUCCUCCCCUCCCCGCAAUGAGAGAUCAGCUCACCCAACGCAUGUUCAUGGGCUCCCUGGGCAAAGCAAUUGCCAUCUACUCCACGCCCUUCUGGCGAGAAGCCAACGUUUCCGGGCAAGCAAUCUCCGAUUCCGGUACGGUCCGCACCACCUACGACGUCUCACCCGAAGACGGCAGUUACGGUGCAAUCCUCGGGUUCAUCGAAGCCGAUCGCGCACGAGCCGUAGAAGAACUCACAGACGCGGAGAUAGCAGCUCUAGUCACAGAAGACUAUGUGAAAUACUUUGGUCCGCAAGCCGCCAAUGUUUCCGAAUGGGCCAUCAAACGAUGGGAUCAUGAAGUCUAUUCGAGGGGCGGACCCGUGGCUCUCGCAGGCAUCGGGACACUUUCGAGGUUUGGGCCUGCGCUGAGGGAGAAGUCCGGUGGGAUUCAUUGGGCGGGCACCGAGGCCAGUGAGUACUGGAUUGGGUUUAUGGAUGGAGCGCUGAGGGCUGGGGAGAGGGCGGCGAAGGAGAUUAUUAGCGGGUAG